UAAAUAUCUUUUCUAUAGUGUAUCAUAAUAAAAUUAAAUUGUGUUUAAAACAUAUGCAAUAAAGGUACCCAAGUUAAGAAGUGUAUGUCUGUCCACAGGAAAUGGAUCUACUAGUGCCUGCUACUUCUAAUAUAACUGCAAAUGCUUUAACAACUACAAUGAUUAACAUUAUUCAGACUACAUCCAUAACAGGACCCCAUUUCGCACAUCGGAUCAUGAGCUUCAAUAAUGAAACCGUAGCGGAUAAACUGCCACCAGAAAUGCUUCAUCUCGUCGGUGCACAUUGGUAUCAAUUUCCUCCCCUAUAUUUUCUUUGGCACAAGAUUUUAGGCUUGGUUAUGAUUUUUCUUGGAUUAAUUGGUUGGGCUGGCAAUGGAGUUGUAGUAUAUAUUUUCUUGGUAACACCUAAUCUCAAAACACCAAGUAAUUUACUUGUAAUAAACUUAGCAUUCUCGGAUUUUUUAAUGAUGACGAUCAUGUCUCCUCCUAUGGUUAUCAAUUGCUGGUUUGAAACAUGGGCUUUGGGUCCUCUAAUGUGUGAUAUAUAUGCAUUAAUUGGUUCCUUAUGCGGCGGUGCCUCAAUAUGGACAAUGACUGCAAUAGCAUACGAUCGAUAUAAUGUUAUUGUAAAAGGGAUGUCUGGAACCCCAUUAACAAUGACACGAGCAGCUAUUCAAGUUAUUAUUAUUUGGCUUCAUGGAUUACUGUGGGCUAUUUUACCAUUAAUUGGAUGGAAUAGGUAUGUACCCGAAGGCAACAUGACAUCUUGUGGUACUGACUAUGUAUCGGAUGAAUGGCUCGGGAAAUCUUAUAUAUUAGUAUAUUCUGUUUUUGUUUACUAUACGCCGCUUUUUUCUAUCAUAUUCUCUUACUAUCAUAUUGUUUCUGCAGUUGCAGCUCAUGAGAAAGCAAUGCGAGACCAAGCUAAAAAGAUGAACGUAGCUUCCUUACGUUCGGGUGAACAAAGUUCGAUAAGCGCAGAAGCAAAGCUAGCCAAAGUAGCUUUAACAACUAUAUCUCUAUGGUUCCUGGCAUGGACACCAUAUUUAGUAACCAAUUAUAUGGGAAUUUUUAAUAAACAGUACAUCACUCCUCUUUGUACUAUUUGGGCAUCUCUUUUCGCAAAAACAAAUGCUUGCUAUAAUCCAAUAGUUUAUGCAUUCAGUCAUCCAAAAUACAGAGCUGGAUUAAAGGCAAAACUACCUUGUUUAGUUUUUGGAGAUACAGACGAACAAAAACCAGCUAAAAAACAGGCUAAUGAUGCUACGUCAACUCAAACAUCCGAUGGCAAAGCAUAAUUACUCCUCUUGGUUAUCUAUCAUAUAAAGAAGACAAUAUUAUUGUAAAAAAAAUUUACUUCGUAUAUUCUUUAAUUAUAUAAUUUAUUUAUAAAA
Ceratosolen solmsi marchali is the source of this 1394-nucleotide messenger RNA. RefSeq names its product long wavelength sensitive opsin 2 (gene Lop2). The record is from RefSeq and is a predicted model, not a curated record. Gene Ontology annotation, cellular component: membrane. The coding region runs from base 102 to 1298 and encodes 398 amino acids. Gene Ontology annotation, molecular function: G protein-coupled receptor activity. Gene Ontology annotation, biological process: visual perception; phototransduction; G protein-coupled receptor signaling pathway. Lineage: Eukaryota; Metazoa; Arthropoda; Insecta; Hymenoptera; Agaonidae. The transcript has 8 exons.